Molecule: messenger RNA, 1080 nt
Organism: Cyanistes caeruleus (blue tit)
Lineage: Eukaryota; Metazoa; Chordata; Aves; Passeriformes; Paridae
Gene: MRPL20
Product: mitochondrial ribosomal protein L20
Biological process (GO): translation
Cellular component (GO): ribosome
Molecular function (GO): structural constituent of ribosome; rRNA binding
Source: RefSeq, a predicted model, not a curated record
AUCGGGGGAAGAGCCGGAAGAAGGAAGGGGAAGGCUCGAGGGAAGGAUCAGAGGAAGGACCGGAGGCAGAACUGAAGAAAAGACCGGGCAGGCUCGGGGACAGGAUCGGAGGAAGCAGCGGGGGCAGGGUUGGAGGAAGCAGCGGGGAAAGGCUCGGGUGCCGCCCCGGAAGGCUCUGUGCCCAGCCAUGGUGGUGCUGAGUGCGGCGCGCUGGCUGCGGAGCCGCCUCUCGGAGCGCUUCUGGAGGGUGCAGGAGGUGCUCAAGUACGCGCGGCAUUUUCGUGGCAGGAAGAACCGCUGCUACAAGCUGGCAGUGAGGAGCGUCCGCAGGGCUUUUGUGAGGUCCACCAAGGCCAGGAGGGAGAAGAAGAGAUUCCUCAGAGCGCUCUGGAUUACAAGGAUUGAAGCAGCUUCCCUUGAACAUGGUUUGAAGUACCCAGCCUUCAUAAGCAACCUGGUCAAGACACAGGUGGAGCUGAACAGAAAAGUUCUGGCUGACUUGGCUAUUUAUGAGCCAAAGACAUUCAAGUCCCUGGCAGCCUUAGCCCAGAGGAGGAGACAGGAAGGGUUCCUGGCUGCCCUGGGAGAUGGAAAAGAACCAGAGGGGAUAUUUUCACGUAUUGUGCACCACCAUUAUUGAUAUCAGAGUCUGUAUGUAUAUUUUAGAAACAGGGGUUUGAUUGUGAAGCAAACCUGCUGUGGGACUGCUGCUGAAAUGGAGAAUGUGGAACAAAUCCUCUAAGGAUUGUGUGGGUGUGAAGGUUCUCCUUGAUGGCUUUUUUUUCCCUGUGUUGUUGUCACCGAAACCUGUUAAAUUAAAAGCACACUUCAAGGUUAGCAGUCAGGCCAUACAGUGACUUAAUAAAGCUACUUUUUUUUUUUUUUUUUUUUUUUGGCAACUGCUACUAGAAAAAAAAUGCAAACUGAUUUGUGUGGUGAAUUCUGGUGCUGAAUAGGGAAAACACAGCUGGGAUGGGGAGGAGAUGUUGACCCUCACACAUGGACCCUGGGUGUUAAGGACACAUGUAGUUUGUACUUUUUAAGGACUUUAAAUAAAGACAUCUUUAUUGAUAACUGCAA